AUGUCGAGCAACGCAUCCUCCCCGAAGCAGGACAUCGCCGCGGCGGGUUCUCCCCGGACUCCCAACAACCCCCUUUCAAAAGCGAAUCUCUACGACCUCAACGCUGUGACCAGACAGGAAGAGGCUCGCCGAAGAGGGUAUUCCACACCAUCUACAGAGCCCGACUUACACGAAUACAAUUCGGUUUACUCGGGAGGGGAGAAGUGGCUUCGAGAGCUGAGGCAACGUCACCUCGAGGAAGAGAUGGAUGUGUCAGGGCGGGAGAGAGCGAGAGCUCUAAUAAGACGCUUGAACGCUAUAUGUGGCGAUCCUCCAGAAGUCCCAAACUUAAAUGUGCCCCGGCCUCGAGGCCUGGAACGUCUCCCCAUGACUGCCACUGACGGAACUAUUUAUGAUCUACCAGACACACCAGAGCCAGAGACACAGCUGAUUCUUGGUGGAUUUGGCGACGGGGGCGCCAAAACCCCGCGUUUGAACCUUCGACCCAUCGAAGAUCAACUCGAUGCUCACCUUUUCCCCAUGGGCGAUGAUGAUCAGAUCAAGCCACCAUGCCACUUCCCUCCCAGCUUUCAGAGACAUCACCCAGUCCAGCACGCCGACGAGAUCGAGGCGUACCUUGCCAAUGCGAGUUAUGUCAUUUCGCUCGAUGGGCCACCCUCAGCUGAUCUCAAAUACGGCGUCAUCAUUGUCAAGACUGGCAACGAGAUGAUGCACUUUGGGGAGAGGCCUGCGGACGUCUUUACGCAGAGCUUUCUCGAUGAUGUUGAUGACGCAAAACGCGCCCUCCGAAAGCAGCACUUGCACGCCGACGACGGAGAAGGCACCAAAGCCUACUCGCAGUUCCCUCCUAGCGCUUCCCCCAAUGCGCUUCAGGAUACCGGGGUCGUUGCAGAGGCAGUUCCAUGCACCAAUUCGCUUGAGGAUACCAGAGACGUUCCAGAAACAAUUCCGCGCGUCGAGGUCACUGAUGCCGGGCAUGAUACCACGCACCCGCGUCGGAGCAAGAGAAAGCGUGUCGAAAACACGAAAUCGGACGAUGCUUUGACCGACACACCUGGCGCGAUCAACACAAAUGGUGUCGAUGGUCCUAGCCAUGGCCUUCACGCAACUGGGCCGAAGGCGGUUGAUGAUUCGCCCGCCGAUGCUGCGAUCGAUUCAUCGAAUGGAGCGAUGGCUGCGGGGGCGGAAGAAGAGCUUCCCGAGGGGAAGCGAGUCUUACGGCCACGCGGAAUUCCUCGUCGCGGAGAUUCUGGCGAGGCGACUGGCAAGACGACUGGCGAGACGACUGGCAAGGCGCGAGCCGACACAUCAUUCACGGACGAAGGCACGACUAGAAAAGGUGCCUCGGAGCGAGCAACCAAGGCGGGCGCUGAAGGAGCGAGAGGGGCAGCUAAGAAGCCGCCAGUCACCCGAUCGAAGAAGAGAAACAACAAGUGA
Molecule: messenger RNA, 1437 nt
Organism: Ilyonectria robusta
Lineage: Eukaryota; Fungi; Ascomycota; Sordariomycetes; Hypocreales; Nectriaceae
Exons: 1
Coding region: 1-1437 (478 amino acids)
Source: RefSeq, a predicted model, not a curated record